AUGACGACACAGAAGGCGACGGUUUCGAAGGGAAACAGCGAACCGUCGGCAGCAGCCACGAGUGUCAAAGGGAAGACGCCUCUUACUAAAGCGCAGGGCAAACGGCCUCUUGAAGAAUCGCCCGCGGAGACAAAGGCCCAAGCCGCGCGCUGUUCAAAGGUUACGAAGGAUCCGGCGACAAAGCUACCAGCGACGAAGCAGCCAGCGACGAAGCAACCAGCGACAAAGCCGUCGGCGACAAAGCUAUCAGCGAAGAAGGAGCAGGCGACGAAGCAGCAGGCGACAAAACAGCAGGCGACGAAGCAGCAGACGAUGAAGCAGCCGGCGACAAAGCAGCCUGCGACAAAGGAGCAGGCGACGAAGGAGCAAGUCGCGAAGCAGGGACCGUCGUCGUCGUCGUCGCCACCGUGUCAAUCGGCUCAAGACCGAUCCAAGAUCUUGAAAGCACCAUUUCUUGCACUUUGUCCCGUCGCCGUCGCACGGGCUACUGAACACGGCGAAGCGGCAGCUCAUUUUUUUAACGUGCCAUUCGUUUCCCUCACUUGUCUUGCCCCGUGGCAGGCGCUGCUGAACAUGGCGAAGCGGCAGCCCAAGAGCCCCGAGGUGCAUUUCUUCCUCGCGCUGCACUUUCUCCGCGAGCACCAACCCGCCAAGGCGUUGAGCGCGUUUGAGGCCGCAGCAGCAGCAGUGGCAGCGCUGCCGGAGGAGAGGAUGUCUCAGCCCAGGAGAGACCUGCACUCUGCCGCUCACCGCCACAUGGCGCAGAGGAAGUUUGAGGGGGAGGGAGAGGAAGAGUGCGGUACGGAUGGGUUGGAUGGGUUACUCGGACUGGCUGGGUUGGCGGAGGAGGAAGUGGAGGGGAGGGAGGCGAAGCGAGUGUGCAGUGCUCUGGACAUGUUUGCUGCUGUGGCUGACCUUGAACUGAGGAGGGAGGAGAGGUUGAGGGAGGAGGCGGCAUGCAAGUUGCGUGAAGAGAGUUUGGAACAGGCGGAGAUGGAAGGGGAGGUAGAGGGGGAAGGUGCUGGUGUGCAGAUGGGUGGAGAGGUGCGGGUGGAGGUGGGAUGCGGUGGAGAUAUCGAUCCGUCUGCUGCUGCCACUGGUGCUGCUGCUUCUGCGAAUGCUGCUGCUGCUGCUGCUGCUGGUGAUCCAGGUGCUACUGUUGAUGCUCCGAUUGGCACCGCUAUGGAGGCUACGGACGUUGCAGAGCAGUCACUGGGAAUACCACCUGCUGCUGCUGCUUCUCCGCCCGGCGUCGCCAUUGCUGCGAUUGACGGGAGCAACUGCAGUGGUGCUGGUGAUGAUGGUGCUGCUGGUGCUGGUACUGCUGGUAACCACCUGGAGGAGCAGCAAGUGGGGGAAUCCCCAGCAGGAGGAGAGGGAGCUGAGCUUACCCCAUGCUCUGGUGACGUUGAAGGCAGUGGAGCUCUGGAUGCGACUGGGGCUCUGAAGAAAGCAGCGGAAAGAGGGGGGAUGGCUGCCACCAAUCACCUCGCUGUCAUGCUCCUGCUGUAUGGGCGAACAGAGAAUGCCCUCGAAGUUCUGUCACAACAGCUGGCAAGCGUUGAAGCUGGCACAGGCAGUGACGGUGUUCGCAGCACUGUCAGCACAGCAAGCCCUACCGCUCCCGUUGACACAGACACUCUCGCCAACCUAGGAGCUGCCCUGCUGCAUGUGGGGAGGUACGAGCAGGCUGCGGCAUGCCUGCAGGCAGUGCUGCAGAGGGAGCCGCAGCACCCUGCUGCUCUCUGCUCCUACUCCGCCUUGCUGCUUGCCACACAGCGGCACCACAGCAGAGGACCCAGCCAUUUGUGGCAGCAGGAGCAAUUGCAGCAGCGGCAAGACGAAGAGGAGGGUACUGUGGUUGUUGGUGCUGUGACUGAUGUGACGAAGACAGAAGGAGGGGUGUUGACUCCAACGGGAGCAGCAACGGGCACAGCAGGAGGAGAGGCAAGCACAGAGGAAGGAGAUGGAACUGUAGCAGUAUCAGCGGCUGCAGUAGACGCAGCAGGGGUGUCAGCGCAGCAGUGUGCAGCAGCAGCAGUGCAGCUGCUACCGAGUUGUGCCUUCCUGUGGUGCAACCUUGCCCACGCCGCCACCCGCACAGGCAGCUGGAAGCAGGCCGCAAAAUGCAUGACCCAGGCUUUGAAGCUGCAGCCAUCCAGUGCGCCUCUGCGCUUCGCAGCAGCGGCCCACCGCAUCGCCACUGCUACCGCUGCCCCUCUGCCUCUCGCCCUCGCCUCCCAGCACAUCCGCUGCGGCGUUGCAGAGAUGGCAGAUGCGGUGGGACUUCCGGAACUGGCUUAUAGGUCAAAUGGUGAUGGUUCUGCGAUCGUGUUUGGAUCUCGUGCUGCUGCCGGUGCUGCUGGUGGUGAUGCAGUUGGUGCUGCUGCUGGUGCUGCUGGUGCUGCUGGUGCUGGUGGUGCCUUAGGUGGUCGUGGUCGCAAAUGCAUGCUGGGCCAUGUGCCUGAGUGGAUGGCGUGGGAUGCAGUCGCUCAUGCACACGCAGCCCUUGAAUGGAGAGCGCUCCGGGAGAUUGUGACUAAAUCGGGCGCGUUUGUGGUGGAAGAGGAGGCGCGGUUGACUGUAACAGGGUGUUCUGACGGAGGGAGUGCACAGGAGGGGUUGGGGGUUGAGGGGGAGUUUGAGAGGGGGGAGACAGGAAAUCGGUUUGUGGCGCUGGUUGGUGUGGCCUCAGGGGGUGAGGGUGGGGAUGGGAAGGAGGACGAGGAGAAGAGGUGCCAAGAAGAGGAGGAGGAGGGAUUUGGGAGCGGGGAUGGGAAUGGGAGUGGGGAGGUGGUAGACCAGGAGCUGGCAUGUGUAGUGGUGCAGGCAGAGGAACUAAAGAUUGCAGCGUGGAAGAAACAGUCGCUGAUGGCAGCAGCAGGGCUGGGAACUGGAGCCCAUCAGCUGGGCGUGCAUGCACUGCACUCUGCCAUUCCCUCACUUGGUUCUGACAUGGGAGAUGGCACCACAAUGGGCGGUGCUGCUGUGGGGAUGGGAGAUGCUACUGGUACAAUUGAGCUGUCUUCCACGGGGCACUUUGCUGCUGCUCGCUCGCACUUCCUCAGAGCUCUCUCACGCCACCAGCAAUCCGCUGCCACGUGGACCUCCCUUGACGCUCCCUCCUUGGGCACAAUACCUGCCGAAGCUGCUGCACGUGGUCCUGAGAAUCCAAAGAAUCAUGAGGAUGCCGCUGCUGCCGCCUUGCAUCUGCGGGAGGUGCAAGGAGCAGCGGUGGCAGUUACGGGCGAACCAGCUGGGGGAGUUCCCCACCAGAUUGCUGCUCCCAAGGCAGCGUCUCAGAGCAAGGACUACCAGUCCUUUGCACACAACGUUGCUGCGUCUGGAUUCUCCUGGGAGGUGUUUAAGCUCCCACGGCCUGUCACGCUUCCGUCGAAUGGUGCCACGCUCCCUGCUGCUGCCACCGCCAUGCCUCCUUUCAACUCAGGGCCUAACAGUCACCAGCAGCAGCAGCUCCCGCAGCACUGGCAGCACCAGCUGCAGCAACCACAUCAGGCUUGGCACGGGCGGCAGCAACAGCAGCAGCAGCAGCAUCAGCAGCAGCAACAGCAGCAGCAGCAUCAGCAGCAGCAACAGCAGCAGCAGCAGCAACAGCAGCAAGUGGCGCAUAGAUCCAGCCAUGCUUUGGGUGGGAUUCAGCAACUGAGUCAUGUGCUUGAGGCUGAAAAGAGGAAGCAGGAGGCUAAUGGGACCCCUCAGAUUCUUGGAUCAGUAUUGGACGCGUCCAAGGGUAAGGAGGCUGGGAAGGCAGCCAGUGGUUCAGUUCAGGGCCUGCAUAUCCCAGGCAGGUUGAAUGGUACUGUGCUGAGUGUUUUAAGAAGGCAUUGCGAGGCGAAUGGGCGGAAGGAGAUGGUUGGUGCGGUAGCAGAGAGGGUCUCUCAGAAUGGUGCUGGUGAAAUCCCUGCCGCUGCUGCUGCUGCUGCUGCUGCUGGCGCUGCCACUGCUACUAAUGCCACCAAUGGCACCAGUGGCACUUGGCAUCCAACAUCUGGUCACAGGAAUGGGAUGAUAGAAGCAGCACAAAUGGCUGUGAAGUCCUCAGCCAACCCAACAUGGCUGAAUUCACCCAACUCUGCGCUACCCCUCGCCAACUCAGCAAUGGCCAAUGCAUCUUCAGGUGCCAGCAUGACGCCGAAGCGGAGAGUUCUGCUGGACUUGGAAAUGCCAGCUUGUGAGCUCUCAGAAACAGAGAGCGGAGGGAACACUCCUCUGGGAGCAAGCACUCCUUGCAGUAAUUUCCCUGGCGGAGGUAAUGCACUUGCCGGUGGGAACGGUUUUAUUGGAAGUGGUAAUGCAGCAGCAGGCCAAGUGGGUGGAGUUAGGUCACAACAACCAGAGGCUGGUGUAUUGGAGCAUGCUGCUGAGCGUGCAGUGAAUGGGUUCCACAUGGCACCGCGCAGUGCAGGAGGCAGGGAUGCAGGGUCGGAUCGGAACCGUCUUCCGGACCUCAAUGAUUGGCUGACGGCAUCUUGA
Closterium sp. Yama58-4 is the source of this 4494-nucleotide messenger RNA. NCBI's taxonomy places the organism in Eukaryota, Viridiplantae, Streptophyta, Zygnematophyceae, Desmidiales, Closteriaceae. The record is from the annotation of a GenBank genome assembly.